Messenger RNA from Bursaphelenchus okinawaensis, 612 nucleotides. The record is from the annotation of a GenBank genome assembly. NCBI's taxonomy places the organism in Eukaryota, Metazoa, Nematoda, Chromadorea, Rhabditida, Aphelenchoididae.
AUGAAACAAAGAUUAUCACGGUUGUCAACAGAUGCUGUUGAACUAGCCAAAAAGAGGUUACACACUGUGUUUUGCACAGUAAGUUUUUUUGUUAUAGUUCUUAUCCCUAUCCCAGAGUACUAGUCCAGAGCCCUAGUCCUGAGUCCUAGUCCUGAGCCUUAGCCCAGAGCCCUAGCUCAGAGCCCUAAACAUAGCAUGCGGUUAGCUUUAGUCUUAGUUAGCCUUAGUCUUAGCCUUAGUUUUAGACUUAGCCCUAACCUAACUAACGCUAACCUCACAGCAUCGUUAUGUUUAAUGUUGCUAUAUACUUAUAUUUUAACCAAAACCUAAUUUCAGAAGCCAAAGAUCGCGAUAGAAUCAGAACCCUCAACGAGCGAAGUAUCAUCUCUCUCUUCUGAUAUCGAUAACACAUCACCUUACUUUGUCAAAGACUACAGUAAGCCCUUACAUCACACGAAACAGUGUAAACUGAACAAGGAACAACUCGUAAUGGAGAAGGUGCCAAGUAAAAUAACGACUGAAUUCUGGGUGGUAACGUUUUAUGGUCGAUGUAUAUUCAUACGGCUUGAGACAUCGGUUUAUGAUCUGCAUACGAUGUUGGUGGGUACGUAG